Messenger RNA from Capsella rubella, 1736 nucleotides. RefSeq names its product phospholipase A1-Ibeta2, chloroplastic. The record is from RefSeq and is a predicted model, not a curated record. Gene Ontology annotation, molecular function: glycerophospholipase activity. The transcript has a single exon. Gene Ontology annotation, biological process: lipid metabolic process. NCBI's taxonomy places the organism in Eukaryota, Viridiplantae, Streptophyta, Magnoliopsida, Brassicales, Brassicaceae. Bases 1 to 1557 code for a protein of 518 amino acids.
AUGCAGACACUUACGCCCAACGCCGACAUAUUCCAAGUAAAACGCCGUCGUUUCAGUUUUAGUAACCAAACCUCCACGUUGAUCCCGACGAAGCCGCUCUCUAUUUCUCCGGCAAGAAAAACAAACAAAGAACAUCUUAAAAACCUAGAGAACGUUCUCAAAACUUCGUCGAGUAGUUCUAUAGAUCAUCUUGAAAAUGUUACUUCUCGUCAAGAGAAGACGAAUACAUCGACGUCGUCGCUACUCGGAGGUUUGAAUUUGGCAAGAAUCUGGCCUCAGAUGAAAGCAGCCGUCGACGAAAUGUCUCCUAAGAAUCUGAAGCGGCUGCAAAGGCUUCUCUCGAAGUCAUACGAGGAACGUUCGCCGAAGGGUAAACUCGGGUCUAAAUGGCGGGAGCUACACGGGUUAAACAACUGGGCCGGGUUGUUGGAUCCUUUAGACGAAGAUCUCCGGCGAGAGCUUGUACGUUACGGAGAGUUUGUACAAGCGGCUUAUCACGCGUUUCACUCUGACCCGGAAGGGUCGCCGAAACACGUGGCGUUACAAGAUGGGUCAUUUAAAGUUACAAAGAAUCUUUACGCCACGUCAUCCGUUCGUUUGCCUAAAUGGAUCGAUGACGUCGCACCGGAUCUACGGUGGAUGACUAAACAGACGAGCUGGGUUGGUUACGUGGCGGUCUGUGAUGAUCCGAGAGAGAUCCGACGGAUGGGGAGGAGGGAGAUCGUCAUCGCGCUCCGUGGAACCGCCACGUUGCUCGAAUGGUCUGAGAACUUCAGACCAAAUCUAGUUUCCAUGCCCGAGCCCAAACCCGAUUCAUCCGACCCGACUCGACCCAAAGUGGAAUGCGGAUUUAACAGCCUCUACACGACGAGUAGCCAACACGGGCCAAGCCUCGCGGAGUCCUUAAUCGGAGAGAUCAGCCGGCUGGUCGAACUCUACGCAGGAGAGGAGCUGAGCAUAAGCGUAACCGGACACAGCCUCGGCGCCGCAAUCGCACUUCUCGCCGCCGACGACAUCGCCGAGCGUGUCCCACACGCGCCUCCGGUCGCGGUGUUUUCCUUCGGCGGGCCACGAGUCGGGAACCGCGAGUUUGCCGAUCGUUUGGAUUCGAAAGGAGUGAAAGUGUUACGAGUCGUGAACAGCCAAGACGUGGUGACUAAAGUCCCCGGGAUAUUCUCCGACAACGAUAAGCAAGGACAGAACCGUAGUAAUAACGGGAAAAGUCGUCAAGGGGGUAUAAUGGAAAUGGUGGAGAGGAACAAUCCCUGGGCUUACUCGCAUGUCGGAGCGGAGCUGCGUGUAGACAUGAAGAUGUCUCCGUACCUGAAACCGAACGCUGACGUGGCGUGUUGCCAUGACCUGGAAGCUUACUUGCACUUGGUCGACGGGUUUAUAGCAACUAACUGUCCGUUUCGGGCAAACGCGAAACGGAGUUUGAGGAAACUGUUGGAUGAGCAACGGUCAAACGUCAAAGUUUUGUACACAGGGAAGUCUUUGAGACUUAACCGUACUGUUCAUGAUAAUGGUGAUGUUUUGCCUAGUCCGUCGUCGUCAUGAGCUCUGAUUUAUUCUCUAUGUUAUUAUUAGUUUUUCUUUGCUAUAUAUAUUUUUCUUUAGCCUAAGAUAUUCAUUUAUUGGCGGUGGGAAUUAUUUAUUUAUUUGUUUGUUGUGAUUUCUUUGUCGCCAUUGGUGAUAAUUAAAGUUGUGUAAUUAGUCUUUUGCCGUUUGUUUUAACA